UGAAUUGAAAGUUGGGAGGAGAGGAGAGGAGACAAAGGGAGGCCAUCCCUACCCCUAUUUAACCUUCUCCAUACGUCUCAUCACUCAUUAAUCACCUGCAUGUUCUCUGGAAUUCCCUCUUUUGUCUCUUCGAACUCCUCAAAUUUGAAUGCCCCCUCCACCCUUAUAUAUAGUUCAGCUUACACAGCUGCUGUAAUACCCAUAAGCAUAUAUUUCCAAGCCUGCCUUGUUUGAGUACUUGAGACAUUGUAACCCAUAAAAACUAGUCAUCUUUUCUUUCUCAUCAUGUCCAUCAUAUCUUCUCUUUUCAUCUUCUGCUUGUGUCUUUCCUCUUAUGCAUGCAAUGCUCGACGAGUUGGGGUCACUGAUAAUGGAGGUUUUGACAGACAACUUGUUUCUCCAAGCAAGGUGAAUGAGAAGGUUAAACUCACUAUUGAUCAAACUAAAAAAGGAGCAGAAAAUAAUGCGGAUAGCAUUGGUGAUGAUCAGAGGAAUCAUAAUGGUGCAAUGGUGACUCAAAAGCCUAAGGAAUGGAAUGACUUUGAGAAGGAAAUGAAGAAGAACAAGUACACUGAAGAAGCAAUUUCAGGAAAUGAGAUGGGUGAGGCUUCUUCUCACGUGGGUUUGCUAAAGGCAACAAAAAUUGAG
Camellia sinensis is the source of this 648-nucleotide messenger RNA. The record is from RefSeq and is a predicted model, not a curated record. NCBI's taxonomy places the organism in Eukaryota, Viridiplantae, Streptophyta, Magnoliopsida, Ericales, Theaceae.